AUGUUUGAUCAAGCCACUAGUAUGGGCGAUGGGAUCGCCGAGGACAGAAACGAUCACUGUGGAUCCAACUCACUUUGUCCAGAACGUAUGGAACCCAAGUGCCGUACCGAGAUAGGAAGCAGGUCCCCGGUCCAGAGCAUCGCCGACACCCCGGGGACAUCAGCAUCCACCCCAACUUCCUCAAGUGAAGAUGGACAUGAUAAACUUUUGGGAGUGGACCCUGACUACUGCCGAAGAAUUCUAGUCAGAGAUGCCAAGGGCACCAUCCGCGAGAUCGUUCUGCCGAAAGGCUUGGAUCUCGACAGGCCGAAACGCACGCGAACCUCCUUCACCGCCGAGCAGCUCUACAGACUCGAGCUCGAAUUCCAGCGCUGCCAAUACGUGGUGGGCCGGGAGCGCACAGAACUGGCGCGGCAGUUAAACCUGUCGGAGACUCAGCAGGCUCUUCUGAACGAGGCAGUAGGAGCUAGACCCUCAGCGCUGUGA
This is a messenger RNA of Hypomesus transpacificus, 486 nucleotides long. RefSeq names its product ventral anterior homeobox 2 (gene vax2). Gene Ontology annotation, biological process: brain development; neuron differentiation; central nervous system development. The record is from RefSeq and is a predicted model, not a curated record. The transcript has 3 exons. Gene Ontology annotation, molecular function: DNA binding. NCBI's taxonomy places the organism in Eukaryota, Metazoa, Chordata, Actinopteri, Osmeriformes, Osmeridae. The coding region runs from base 1 to 486 and encodes 161 amino acids.